This is a messenger RNA of Aspergillus homomorphus CBS 101889, 977 nucleotides long. Its product is annotated as NPP1 family protein. The coding region runs from base 211 to 951 and encodes 246 amino acids. NCBI's taxonomy places the organism in Eukaryota, Fungi, Ascomycota, Eurotiomycetes, Eurotiales, Aspergillaceae. The transcript has 2 exons. The record is from RefSeq and is a predicted model, not a curated record.
GGUGGAUCUAUGCGGCAAACUGUCCGUUCUUGUCUCCGACCUCCGGUUCUUCAGGGGAACACCGCCGAUCCUGCCGCUUCCUGUCCAUUGCGACCAGCAUAAAAGCGCGCAUUCGCCCUGCCAAAAUCUGCUGAGCUGUCAGGAACAAAUCCUUCUGCGCUUAAGCUUGCCACAAAAGUCGAUUUAUUCCCAACUCGCGUGCUCUUGACCAUGUCUCUCCGAUCCGCCCUACUUCUUGCCACGGGGUUGUCCCUGGUUCAAGCCCAUCCGGCCACCACCAAGCUCGCUGCACGAGGCACGAUCGCUAGCGAUCAGAUCGUGGGUUUCGACCAGACUGUCCCUGAUACCAGUGUGGGGACACUGUACCUGAACUACCAGCCAUACCUGAAGGUUGUGAACGGAUGUGUACCAUUCCCAGCUGUCGAUGCGGAGGGUAAUACCAACGCCGGUCUCGCCCCCACGGGCUCCUCAAACGGCGAGUGCAGCUCCUCUACCGGGCAAAUCUACGUGCGCAGCAACAUCUCCUCCACUGGCGACCACACCUACCCGACCGCCCUCAUGUACAGCUGGUACAUGCCCAAGGACGAGCCCUCGACGGGCAUAGGCCACCGUCACGACUGGGAAGGCGUGAUCAUCUACCUGGCCGAUCCCACCGUCUACACGGCCGACAACAUCCUGGCCGUGUGCCCAUCCGCUCACGGCGGCUGGGACUGCUCCACGGACGGGUACACGCUGGACGGCAUCAAGUCCCUGAUCAAGUACGAGAGCUACUGGCCGCUGGACCACUCGUGCGGGCUGACGACCACCGUGGGCGGGACGCAGCCGCUCGUCGCGUGGGAGAGCCUGCCGACGGCGGCGCGCACGGCGCUGUCCGAUACGGAUUUCGGAAAAGCCAACGUGCCGUUCAAGGAUGCGAACUUUGAUGCCAAUUUGGCCAAGGCUACUUAUUAGCUUGGCCUUGGUUUGGUGGUGAGGGG